AGUGAGCACAUUGUCUGUGGAGUACCCCAAGGAAGUUGUCUUGGACCUAUGCUGUUUAGUCUAUUCAUUAACGAUUUACCAUCUGUACUGGAUACAGCUAGUAUUACCUUGUAUGCUGAUGACAGCACUCAAUACCAUGUGGCAGAAAAUGUCAAUUUAAUAUCAGAAAAUCUUCAUAAUGAUCUACUUAACGUCGAGGAAUGGAUCCGGAAAAAUCGUCUGGUGCUAAAUGUGGAGAAAACUAAAAGUAUCCUAAUUGGAGGUCGCCAAAGGAUUAAAGUAGCACAGCUGCUGAACCUAAGUAUGAAGAACAAAAGCAUUACCAGUAAUCAUGUGUCAAACUUCUGGGAGUGCAGAUGGAUGAGGCAUUAA
Paramuricea clavata is the source of this 372-nucleotide messenger RNA. NCBI's taxonomy places the organism in Eukaryota, Metazoa, Cnidaria, Anthozoa, Malacalcyonacea, Plexauridae. The record is from the annotation of a GenBank genome assembly.